CUCUCCCUUCACAUUCACUCAUCACAGCCUUCUCAUUCCCUAUCCUAAACCCAGUGGCAAAAAACAUUACCUCUAGUGAUCAUACACACACGACGCAAAAUGUCUUUCGGGAUCCGGACACUCUCCCUCUUCACCCUACUCUUGGCCUUCGCUGCCGUGCUCAAGCAGGCGGCUACAGCGAGGGAUAUCCCGGCAGGUCUCAACAAGAAUGACAAGAAAAAGCCGGACUGCCUGCUCGACCCUGAUGGCAACCUGCUCAUCCCGGGCAUCGGCAGAGUUAUGGUUCCACCACAGUCCCGUCUCCCCCUGCCGCAUCUCGGGCAUGGUGGCCUGACAGUGCCUGUGGCAGGCCGCGGUGGGAGUGUCAGCACCCCCACCGGGGGAAGCCCUUUGUCUGGAGGAAGCCCCCCGGUUGGAGGAAGCCCCCCGGCUGGAGGAAGCUACAUUCCAGGAGGUGACGACACGUUCGUCCCUAACCCCGGAGUCGAGGUGCCGAACCCUAACCGGGGCGCGAGAACCCCUGCACCUAACCGCCCUUGAGGGAUCGAUUGAUGAUAGAUAUAUCAUCGAAUGCUAGCUACUUGUAGUCGUGCACAACAGAUUCAUCACCAGCUAGUAAUGUUCGAGUUUAUUAUUAUAGUGUAGGUCGAAAUAAGUAAUGCUACGUAUGUAUUUUCAAUCAGGGUGACGGAUGAAUGUGCUCCUCCUUCACAGAGAGGAAGUACGCUAGUCCCAAACCGUUUCUUUUCUUAUGGAGUGUGUACUAUGUGUUUCUAAAUCGUAUGGAAUAGUUUCAACGCAUAA
Punica granatum (pomegranate) is the source of this 804-nucleotide messenger RNA. NCBI's taxonomy places the organism in Eukaryota, Viridiplantae, Streptophyta, Magnoliopsida, Myrtales, Lythraceae. The record is from RefSeq and is a predicted model, not a curated record.